UAGGUCUAGGAAAAGGCUGGGAAACACUUAAGCUUGUUUUGAAGCUCCUUUGCCCUCUUAGUAAAGGAGCAAUUCUACAGCAUCAGUCUGAAGUCUCCUGCCUAUUCAAGAGAGCACUUCUCUUUCUGACGGUGGUUCAGCUCCUGAUGGAGGAGCAAAAUGUUAUCACAGGGGUCCCGGCAGCCCUAAAGCGCCUGGCCAAACACAUAGUGCGUGGUUUCUAUGGAGCAGAGCACUCCCUGGCCCUUGAUCUACUGAUCCGCUACCCCUGCAUCAAAGAGGAUGACCUGUUACAGCUGCUCAAGUAUGAACGUAAGCAACUGCGUGCUAUCCUCAACACGCUCAAGGCAGACAAGUUUGUGAAGCUGCGCAUGCGAGUUGAAACGGGGCCUAAUGGGAAGAGCACAAGGCACAAUUACUAUUACAUCAACUACAAGGUGCUGGUGGAUGUGGUAAAAUACAAAAUGGAUCAUAUGCGCCGGAAAAUAGAAGCGGAUGAGCGGGAUUCAACUACCAGGUUCUCUUUUAAAUGUCCAUCUUGCUCCAGCACUUACACAGACCUUGAGGUCAAUCAGCUCUUUGAUGUAUUUACAGAGACUUUCCACUGCACUUACUGCAACACUGAAGUAGAGGAAGAUGCCUCAGCAGUUCUGACGCGUGACACUCAAACCUUGCUCGCGAAAUUCAAUGAGCAGAUGGAACCUGUCUUUGCGCUGCUACGUGAAACUGAAGACAUUGCUCUGCCAUAUGAGUUGCUGGAACCGCAGCCAACGGAAAUACCGGAAUUGUCAGGAAGCUUUGAUCAGAAGGUGGGUUCAAGUGCGCUGGAAUCCUGCAACCAACCUGAGAAAUGGGCCAGCAGACGUUCCUCUUACAGCAAUAUGUACACUCAAAACUUAGUUAUUGAUGUCCAAGACUCUGAGCACAAGAAGAAAGCAAGAGAAAAACCAACUAAGAAGCAACCUAUCUGGAUGUCGCAGAGCACUGUGGAAGGAGCAACAAGAACUGCCAACAACAGUGUCGCAGUAAAUGCCUCUGAAGAAACUGGUAAAGAAACUGUCACUGGUAAUGAAAUCCUCAGGACUCUUCUGCUCCAUGAACCCAAGCUGUCAUCUAGCACAGACAAGGCUCCUGUUGUCAAAAGCAAACCACCCAAAUCAGGCAGUGAUGUUAGUGAGUCUGAAGGUGAUGCCAAACACUCAAGAGCAGCAGGAAUGGAAGUAGCAGGCAGCAACUUUGAACAAGAGGAGGAAGAACAGGAAGCACAAGGUCCUAUUUUAAUGGUAGCUGGUCAGCCUCAUUCAUAUGGUGAAGUUAAUGAAAAUCCAGAGCUUGUGUCUCUAAUGACAAAUGAAGAGAGGGAUGAGUAUGUUAAAGUAGGGCAAGAAAUGUUCCAGUCUGUCUUUGAAUAAAUAUAGUAGUGUGAACAUGCAAA
Pezoporus flaviventris is the source of this 1435-nucleotide messenger RNA. RefSeq names its product general transcription factor IIE subunit 1-like. The transcript is spliced from 5 exons. Gene Ontology annotation, cellular component: transcription factor TFIIE complex. Bases 147 to 1412 code for a protein of 421 amino acids. Gene Ontology annotation, biological process: transcription initiation at RNA polymerase II promoter; transcription open complex formation at RNA polymerase II promoter. The record is from RefSeq and is a predicted model, not a curated record. NCBI's taxonomy places the organism in Eukaryota, Metazoa, Chordata, Aves, Psittaciformes, Psittacidae.